AUGCAAGAAACUCAUACAAUUGAUUCCUGGAAAAGAAAGAUGAAGAGGAUUGAUGGAUUGAGGCAACGCAACACUUGGGGGAUUUCACCCAGAGGACUUCAAAUUCUAGAUCUGCCACUGAUUUCAUCUAGAAUUACUACUUUUUUAGACAAGACUGAUGUCCGACAACUGAUACAAAGCAUCCUCCUCUUGGUUUUACCAAUUUUCUAUGGGUGGAUUGUCUUAUUGUUUACAGUUUAUAGAGCUAUUAAAAAUGGAAAGAAAUUCUUCAAAACUGAAAUAGUUGAUGCUCCAAAAGCUCUUUAUGAUCCUAAAUUGGGAAAACAUGGAUUCAUUGAACUGAAAAAUCAGGGCUUACGUCUCCAUUAUGUGGAAGCUGGAGAUAGAAAUAAACCAUUAGUAUUACUCCUGCAUGGCUUUCCAGAUUUUUGGUACAGUUGGAGACAUCAGAUCCCUAGAUUGGCUCAAAAAUAUUGGGUAGUAGCUGUAGAUUUGAGAGGAUAUGGAGAAUCUGAUCAUCCUUCAGAUGUGAAAGCUUACCUAAUUAAAGAAUUAUACGAAGAUGCCAACGAACUUAUUACAUCUUUUGGAAGAGAUUCAGCUAUAGUUAUUGGUCACGAUUGGGGUGGCAUAAUAGCUUGGUAUCUUGCCAUUUUGCAUCCUGAGAAAGUUAAGAAAUUAAUUAUCAUCAAUAGUCCUCAUCCAAGAGCUUUUUCUUCUGUUGUAAGAAGAAGCUUGAAACAAUUUCUUAUGAGCUGGUAUAUGUACUUCUUUCAAUUACCAUUUCUACCCGAGAUUUAUAUUCGAGCCAACAAUUUAUCUACUUUAUCAAAGAUAUAUCAGGGAAAAAACAAAAACCGUUGCACUGAUGAAGAACUGGAAUGCUAUAAACACGUGUUCUCCCAACCAGGUGCACUUACUCCUCCUUUAAAUUAUUAUAGAGCAAAUUUAAAAACUGUAGAUAAAAAUGAAAAAGACCUAACUGGCAAAGGUAAAGUGGAUACCCCAACUUUAAUAGUUUGGGGUGAUCGUGACAUAGCAUUAUCAACAGAUUUGGUUAAAGCUUCUAUAAAACAUUGCAACAAUUUGAAAAUAGAAAUGAUAGAAGGUGCUGGUCAUUGGGUACAUCACGAGAGACCUGAAACAGUUAACAACCAUAUUGAGAAUUUUUUGAAAAAUUAAUUUUCUACAUGUUGUCACAUAACACUUAUGUAAGGUUUUUUCUAGAAUUUUGAUAAUGUACAUUGCAAAAAUAUUUGUUUAUUAAAUU
Messenger RNA from Centruroides sculpturatus (bark scorpion), 1270 nucleotides. RefSeq names its product epoxide hydrolase 4-like. The transcript has 7 exons. Gene Ontology annotation, molecular function: hydrolase activity. Bases 1 to 1182 code for a protein of 393 amino acids. The record is from RefSeq and is a predicted model, not a curated record. NCBI's taxonomy places the organism in Eukaryota, Metazoa, Arthropoda, Arachnida, Scorpiones, Buthidae.